Messenger RNA from Salpingoeca rosetta, 489 nucleotides. RefSeq lists its product as uncharacterized. The transcript has 3 exons. The record is from RefSeq and is a predicted model, not a curated record. NCBI's taxonomy places the organism in Eukaryota, Choanoflagellata, Craspedida, Salpingoecidae. Bases 1 to 489 code for a protein of 162 amino acids.
AUGUCAACUUCGGAGGGUAGUGGUGGGCAGCGUGUUGCCAGCACGACCGCCAUGGGUAGUGGUGGCAGCAGCAGCAAAGCCGUGUCGUUUGCGACGGCGCGCGGGAUUGAUGCCAUGCAGUUUGCCGAGUCGCGCAUCCAAGAGAUCAAGGGCCUCCUCUCAACCCUCUCUGGCCCAGAUCGCGUCCGCCGCGUGAGCGACAUGUCAACUUCGGAGGGUAGUGGUGGGCAGCGUGUUGCCAGCACGACCGCCAUGGGUAGUGGUGGCAGCAGCAGCAAAGCCGUGUCGUUUGCGACGGCGCGCGGGAUUGAUGCCAUGCAGUUUGCCGAGUCGCGCAUCCAAGAGAUCAAGGGCCUCCUCUCAACCCUCUCUGGCCCAGAUCGCGUCCGCCGCGUGGUGCCAUCAAACGAUGCCGAGGCAUAUGCGCCGAAGGGCAACCAGCCACAACGUCAAGCGGCUGCCCAUUCGUCUUCGCCAAGCAGCAAUUAG